Molecule: messenger RNA, 1383 nt
Organism: Angiostrongylus costaricensis
Lineage: Eukaryota; Metazoa; Nematoda; Chromadorea; Rhabditida; Metastrongylidae
Source: the annotation of a GenBank genome assembly
AUGGCGCUCCGACCUGACCACGCCCAUUCUUCAGAUUUCACAUCUGUGACAUCACAUCGCCAGAUGUUUUUCGCGCUGUCGAGUAUUGAUAUUCUAAUUGGUUUUAGUGUUCUUCAAUAUGUGAGCUCAAAGCAUGGUCGGGCGAUGAAGUUCUAUGAGAAAACAGGCGAAAUUUCCGGCAACAUGGAAAGUGGUUCCAAUGAUUAUAAUAAGAAGUAUGAGAAGAAUAUCAGUGAGCUGCUCGACAGGUUGAUAGCCAGUCAUGACAGGAGAAUUCGCCCGAAUUACGGAGGGCCGCCAAUUGAAGUGAACAUCACAGCACACAUCACAACAAUCAGUUCGAUUACGGAAGUGUCAAUGGACUAUACCCUCGAUCUAUAUUUACGCCAGAUAUGGAAAGACCCGCGGCUUGCGUGGGAAAGCGACGUGCAGUCAUCGCUGACUAUAGGAGUCGACAUGGUAAAAUCGAUUUGGACUCCCGACACCUUCUUUCCAAAUGAGAAGAAGUCGUUUUUCCAUGAGGCCACCUCACACAACUCAUUCUUACGGAUUGACAAUCAAGGAAACGUUCUUCGAAGUGUUCGCCUUACCUUCCCACUGGACAUCCAGGAAUGCUCACUAGAAAUCGAGAGCUAUGGCUACUCGACGCGGGAUAUCAUCUACCACUGGAACGGUCGCAGGGCCGUUAUCAUCGACGAGAACGUGUAUCUGGCCCACUUCUCGAUUGCUGACCACCAUUAUGUGGAACGCAUCAUAUCGUUAAGUACAGGGAACUACUCACGUCUCUCCGCCUACUUUACAUUCAAGCGAAACAUUGGUUUCUACCUGAUCCAAAUCUAUUUGCCUUCAUCGUUGAUCGUCGUGAUCUCUUGGGUGUCGUUUUGGCUGAACAGAGAAGCCGUUCAGGCUAGGGUGGCUAUCGGAGUGACAACAGUGCUAACGAUGACUACUCUCAUGACGAGCACCAACGCCACUUUGCCAAAGGUGAGCUAUGUGAAAAGCCUCGACAUCUACCUAGGAAUAUGCUUCUUCAUUGUCUUCGCCUCGCUGUUGGAAUACGCAGCGAUCGGUUAUCUGAUGAAACAAAAACGUCUGAAAGCCUCGCCCGUGCAGUAUCACGAGACCAGCGAUGGAGUCCUGGAAAGGGAAGAUGCUUGGCGGGACGUUGAAAAUGGUCGCGGAAAGCGAGUACAGAUUAAAAUUGAACCUCAAAUGGAUCAAACAAUUCCAUUGCUAUCGGUAGUAUCGAGUAUUUCGUACACAUCGAAGCCAGCGUGGAUGAGUAUCCGUCCUUCACAGGUGGAUCUCUUCUCACGAUUUGCAUUUCCAACGUUCUUUCUUCUCUUUCACCUAGUUUAUUGGGGAUUCUACCUAAACAUCUGA